Molecule: messenger RNA, 306 nt
Organism: Pyricularia oryzae 70-15
Lineage: Eukaryota; Fungi; Ascomycota; Sordariomycetes; Magnaporthales; Pyriculariaceae
Exons: 2
Coding region: 1-306 (101 amino acids)
Source: RefSeq, a predicted model, not a curated record
AUGGGCUGGGUGCAAUAUUCCACUAAUUGCCAGCGGCAGAUAUCCAGCAGGUUUACUCGUUCAUCUCAAGCCACAUUGGAGCUGCUGGCGAUGGUGGAGACCUUGACCGAGGACUGUAUCACGCCGCGGGUCGAAGCAACCUCGGAGUUUAUCAACUUGCUUUACGACUUGUAUGAAAGCUUACCUGGAAGCGAUGUCGCGCUUAAGGAGCCAGUUUGUCGCCGUAUCGCCGUUUCGAGGGUAGAGGAAAAGUUUUUCAAGCAGUUGAUGCCCGUGAUGCAGAAGCAUGGUAGUCUCGCUAUAUGA